Messenger RNA from Anolis carolinensis (green anole), 449 nucleotides. RefSeq names its product guanine nucleotide-binding protein G(I)/G(S)/G(O) subunit gamma-5-like. The transcript has 2 exons. NCBI's taxonomy places the organism in Eukaryota, Metazoa, Chordata, Lepidosauria, Squamata, Anolidae. Gene Ontology annotation, molecular function: G-protein beta-subunit binding. The record is from RefSeq and is a predicted model, not a curated record. Gene Ontology annotation, biological process: G protein-coupled receptor signaling pathway. Gene Ontology annotation, cellular component: heterotrimeric G-protein complex. Bases 1 to 186 code for a protein of 61 amino acids.
AUGCAUAACCACAUUCCAGCUUUGUUAAAUCAAAACGAUGUCCUCUCUCAAAGGAAGGAGGUUUCACAAGCUGCAGCUGAUUUGAAGCAGUUUUGUCUGCAGAAUGUACAUCAUGAUCCUUUAUUAACAGGGGUGUCUUCAAGUACAAAUCCAUUUAGACCACAGAAAGUCUGCUCAUUUCUCUGACUUUGUGAAAUAUAUGGCUACUUUUCAUAACUUUCUUACAACUUUCCCUAACUAUAUACACGAUAUCUGUCGAAGCAAAGCGAAGCAACUGGGAACACGUACUGAAACUUUGCAUCAUUGUGCCAAUUUAGAUCUAGGAAUACUUUUACUGUUGUCAAACUCUUACAAUCUACCUCUCUGAACAAACUGUAUGCUUGCUACAAUAACUUCUGUAUCAUGAGGGAAUCGAUUUUAUAUACAAGCAAUAAAGAUUGCCUUAAUCA